Molecule: messenger RNA, 2888 nt
Organism: Sorghum bicolor (sorghum)
Lineage: Eukaryota; Viridiplantae; Streptophyta; Magnoliopsida; Poales; Poaceae
Product: protein SMAX1-LIKE 3
Exons: 2
Coding region: 389-2848 (819 amino acids)
Source: RefSeq, a predicted model, not a curated record
CUCCGUGUCAGUCGCUCACAAGUCACAAGUCUCAGCUACAGCCCCUUCCCUGCUACUGCUACUGCUACUGACUAGUCAGGCAAGACGACACACUCGUAGCAAGCAGCUAGUAGCUCAGUUACUGCUCCAGCCAGGACUCCCCUGCGGCGGCGUCCCCCUGCUGCUGCGUUUCAUGGCGACAUAUAGCAGCUGAACCUCGAUGCACGCGUCCAUCUGCACACGUACCGCAACCGCAGUGGCGCCCAGACCAGAAGAUCGAGCCGCAGCGCCAGCGCGCUAGGAUUCGGCAGAGGCAGGCAGGCCGGCCGCCGGCGUCGUACCGUACGUUCCUGUAGACCAACAGGGAGGAAAGGGAAGCUAGAAGAAGACGAGCGAACCAAGACCAGAGAUGCGUAGCGGCGGCUGCGCGGUGCAGCAGGAGCUGGCCGGGGACGCGGCGGCCGUGAUGCGGCAGGCGGUGAGCCUGGCGCGGCGCCGGGGCCACGCGCAGGUCACGCCGCUGCACGUCGCCAGCGCCGUGCUCUCGGUCUCGGACGCCGGGGCACUCCUCCGCGCCGCCUGCCUCCGGUCCCGGGCCAGCUCCCACCCGCUCCAGUGCAAGGCGCUGGAGCUCUGCUUCAACGUCGCGCUCAACCGCCUCGCGACGACGGCGGGGAUGCCGGGACCGCCGGCCCCGCCGCCGGCCAUGUUCCAGUUCCACCACGCGCCGGCUGGUGGGCACCGCGCGCCGGCGCUGUCCAACGCGCUCGCCGCCGCGUUCAAGCGCGCGCAGGCGAACCAGCGCCGGGGCGGCGGCGGCGGUGGCUCGGCGUCCGCCGCGGAGGCCGGCCAGCACCAGCACCAGCACGUCCCCGCCAAGGUCGAGCUCGAGCAGCUCGUCAUCUCCAUCCUCGACGAUCCCAGCGUCAGCCGCGUCAUGCGCGAGGCCGGCUUCGCGAGCGCCGAGGUCAAGGCCAACGUCGAGAAGGCCGUCUCGUCGUCGGAGCAGUCGUCGAACACGGCAACCAGCAGCACCGCUUCCCCGAAUACUACUACUAAUAAUAACCCCACCAAGGACAAGGAGUCCAGAGCCAAGGCCGACGACAUCGUCGGCGACGCCGUGCGCGUGCUGGACUGCAUGGCGAGCGGGACGAACCGGUGCGUGGUGGUCCUCGGCGAGACCGCCGCCGCCGCGGAGAGGGUGGUCAAGGCGGUGAUGGACAAGGUGAGCAAGGGGGAGCUGCGGCGCCGCCAGCACGAGCGCCUCAAGAACGCCCAGUUGGUGCCCUUCUCGGCCGCAUCCUUCCAGCGGAUGCCGAGGGAGGAGGUCGAGGCCAGGGCCGGCGACCUGUGCGCGCUCGUGCGCGAGUGCUGCGCCGCCGGCAGAGGCGUGGUGCUCGUGCUCGAGGACCUCGCCUACGCGGCGGAGGCCUGGACCGCCGCGUCGUGGAAGAGAUCAAGUGGCCACCGCGCGCAUGGCCUCAUCGACUAUUGUCCCGUCCAGCACGCGGUCAUGGAGUUGAGCAGCCUCGUGCGCGGCGCCGGCGGCCGCGGCCGCGACAAGGGCAUGUUCUGGCUGCUGGGGUUCGGAGCCUCCGCGUCCUACACGAGCUGCAGGUCGGGGCAGCCUUCCCUGGAGACCGUCUUGGGACUACACCCCGUCGUCGUGCCGGACGGCGGCCUCGCGUUGAGCCUCGGCGGCGACAGUGAGGUCACACACUGCAGCGCCGGCACGGUCGUGGCGACGGCGGCGGCGGCGAGCAUCCCCGCGUGGAUUCGCCGUUGCCAAGGUCCAGCCCUCACUGGAUCGGAGCUCACACUGAGCUUCUCCUCUCCGGCCUCUUCCUCCCACUGUGGCUUUACCCAUUAUGACACCAACAAGAGCUGCGAGCCAUGGCAUGAUCUCAUGGACCGGCGGCAACCGUUGCUGAACCGCCGGCACGAUGGUCCGAUGGCCGAGCCAUACGAUCAGCUGUGGCUCGCCGCAAACCCUAAUUCAGGGUCCUCCAACUCGGUGUCCAAUAAAUCCAACUCAUCGGAUGGCACGACGACGACGGCUCGCCGCCGGCGUCCGAAGUUCACCGAGCUCACCGCGGAGAAUCUCAAGGUCCUGAGCAGCGCGCUCGAGACGCGCGUCCCGCGCCACAGAGACAUAGCUCCGGGCAUCGCCAGCGCCGUGCUCCAGCGCCGCUCCGGCGUGACGAGGACGACGAGGCCGACCCCGGCGACGUGGCUCCUCUUCCAAGGGAGGGACAACGACGGCAAGAUGGCCAUGGCUCGGGAGCUUGCCAGGCUUGUCUUUGGCUCCUACGCCGAGUUCACCUGCUGCUUCGCCGCAGCAGCAUCAAAGCUCGCACCGGAUCACUCCGGCUCCAGCAGCCCCGGCGAUCGCCGCAGCCUAAAGAGGCAGAGGUCGUCGCCGGACAACGAGCACGGCGGCUGCAUGCAGAUGUUCUACGAGGCGAUCCGGGAAAACCCUCACCGUGUCGUGCUGGUCGACGGCGGCGUCGAGCACGACUCGGAACUAGAAGUCGGCAUCAUGGAUGCCAUGGCGAGCGGAACCGUGAGGGGUUGCGAUGGUGGUGUGGUCAGCUUGGAGGACUCUAUCGUAGUGUACUGCUGUGAAGUGUUCGUCGAGUCGGUGUCAUCGCCUAGGGUUUCCUCACCACGGCCUGUGAAGCAAAGGAUCAUCACGAGUGGCGACGUUGACAGCAAGGUGGAAGAUGAUGGCGCAGAGAAAGGAGUAGUUGUGCCACGUUUCAGCUUGGAUUUGAAUGCGUGCGCCAUUGACGGCGAAGGGGAGGAAGGGAGUUCUUCGUAUAAUGCCAUGGAGAUCCUUAAUGUUGUGGAUGGUGUUUUCUUCUUCUAGUAUUAACUGAGAAAUAAUUAAUGGAUUUAGUUUUGCUUCA